Molecule: messenger RNA, 1656 nt
Organism: Closterium sp. Naga37s-1
Lineage: Eukaryota; Viridiplantae; Streptophyta; Zygnematophyceae; Desmidiales; Closteriaceae
Source: the annotation of a GenBank genome assembly
AUGUGUCGUUGCAAUGUUCACCUCAUCUCACCUUUUCCUAUCCAAUCCCCUCCCGUUCUUCAGACUCUCGCGGGGCUGAUUUCGGUAAUGGGCAAGCCAGGGCAGGGGGGCAAGUGGGGCAUGGGCGGGUGUUUGGACGGCAGCAUGUGGGUGUCUUAUCUCACUCGCACCGCACAGACUCGCCCGGGGAACACAGGCGCGGCCGCGUGUGUGGUGGUGCACGAUGCAGAGAGGGCGUCUUUUGAGAAGCAAGCGUCCUUUGAGCAACAGUACGGCAGCAUCAGAGACAACACGUUGAACAUCAGUGCCCGUCGCCCCAUUUACUGCCCCAAGAUUCUCGAGCUCACAACGCUCUUUGCCACCAACGGCCCCAGCAACAUCGACCUCUUUCAACGAUUCUACUCGGCGAUCCCGCUGGUGGAGGAGGGAAAGCACUUCUACUCCUGGCCCUACCCCCUUGCCAACCCCCUCACUCAUGCCGGAUUCGGUGUCGCCUUUCCUAUCCACCGCAGGCUCCCCACCAACCACUCGAGGCAGUCAGCAGCAGGAGCAGUGUACGGGUCACUUGCUGCAUCUAUUGACGUGACAUACAUUGCACAGAAGGUCCUAGAGGAGUUGUAUGUACCUGGUGAGUUUUCAGGCGCCUCAAAGAUCGCCAAUAACCACUUGAAGCAGUCAGCAGCAGGAGCAGUGUACGGGGCACUGGCUGCUUCCAUUAAUAGGACUUGUUGUCUCUUUCUUUGUGCUCUUCUUACUCUCUCCCUCCCUCUCCCCUUCUUCUCCCCCUCCCCUCCGCCCUCCCCCAUCGCCCCCUCUCCCCCCUCCCAUGCAGACUCAUCAAAAUCCUUUGAGCUAUACAACAUCUCGGACCCAACCUCUCCCUUCCCGUCCUGCCUUCCCCCGGCCAUCCCUGCCACUCUCAUUCCCCUCUCUUUCCCCCUUUUAUCCACCCCACCCACCCACCCACCCACCCACCCAGACUCAUCCAAGUCCUUUGAGCUAUACGACAUCACCAACCCAGCCUCUCUCUUCGCCAUCGUCUCCCCAGUCCCCCCUCAUGCCUACUUCCGCCCAGACGACCAUCUCCCCUACAUGCACCCCUCCCGGACUCUGAAACCCGCCCCUGGGAGCAGCGAGCAGUGGUCCCUUUGGAGGAAAUGGGAGCAGGCGCACAUGCAGCCUCCCAACACAUGGCAAUCGUGGGGCAUCCCUAUCCUCAUCGCCCUCUUCGCCCUCCUCCUCGUGCUGCUCGUGCUGCUGGCGGCUUGGCUGCAGCGCACCAAGUUCAUUCAGACGCAGCAACUGGUGGCUGAGGCGGACAGGCUGAGACGGGAGGCAGAUGAAGCAGAGGCGUCAAAGAGCAUGUUCGUGGCUUGCAUGUCUCACGAGCUCCGGACGCCCAUGGUUGGGAUCAUUGGAAUGAUCGACGCUCUAGCAGACAUGGGCCUCAACGCCUCUCAGCUGGCAGACCUCCUCAUGGAUGGAGCAUCGGCCAAAGAUGCACUGAAUCUGGUCAACCGCGUGUUGGACCUGGCGAAGCUGGAGGCAGGCAAGGCAAUGGUGGAUGAGGUGGUGGUUGAUGUGAGGGAUUGGCUUCGUGCCGCGUUAGACUGGCAUGCAGAGGAGGCACGCUCAAAAGGCAUCGAGUGUGAGUGA